This is a messenger RNA of Owenia fusiformis, 1876 nucleotides long. The record is from the annotation of a GenBank genome assembly. Lineage: Eukaryota; Metazoa; Annelida; Polychaeta; Sabellida; Oweniidae.
AAAAAUGGCUGACAGCGCAAGUGAGCUCGAAAGCGACACCAGUUCAAUUGAUGGAGGUCCUACGGCUUUUCCACGCUCCCCCGGGCAACUCGAGCAGUUGCAAAAACGAGUUGAAUCCCUGCAGCAGGAAAAUAGAGUACUUAAGAUGGAGGUCGACACGUGUAAGCUGAAAAUAAAGAACCUUAUCGAAGAAAACCGUCAACUUCGAAAAGCCAGCGUGACAAUCCAAGCCAGAGCGGAACAAGAGGAAGAGUUCAUAAGCAACACUUUGUUGAAGAAGAUCCAAGCAUUGAAAAAAGAGAAAGAAACACUGGCUAUGAAUUAUGAGCAAGAAGAGGAGUAUCUCACUAACGACUUGUCGAGAAAACUUUUCCAGCUGAGACAGGAAAAAGUAGAGCUAGAACAGACACUGGAAAAAGAACAAGAAUACCAAGUAAACAAACUAAUGAGGAAAAUAGAGAAGCUGGAAUCUGAGACUCGCAACAAACAGUCAGGCCUAGAACAGUUAAAGCGUGAGAAGGUAGAGUUGGAGAAUGCCUUGGAGCAAGAACAGGAAGCGCUUGUUAAUAGACUCUGGAAGAAAAUGGACAAACUAGAGGCAGAAAAAAGGUAUUUGUCGUCAAUGUUACAAGGCAAACUAGAGUCACCAUUAUCUGCCCAAGCCUCCCCUAGAGAGAUGGACACCACUACAUCUGCAAACAGCAAUGAGACAGCCAGGAACCUAACACAGAAUAUCAACACACUACGCAGUGAAGUUUCACGCCUUAGGAACAUGCUUCGUGCAUCACAAAUUGAUCAUGAAGAAAAAAUGGGCAGAAUCGUACAAGAUGAGCGCCACCUACAGGAAGAAAACAUACGUCUACAACGCAAACUUCAGAUGGAGGUUGAGCGGCGUGAAGCCCUCUGUCGCCAUCUAUCAGAGAGUGAAUCUAGUCUAGAGAUGGAUGAUGAGAGGCAUUUUAAUGAGAUGACUAAGCACGACAGUGGAAGCGUCAAAAGUGAAAAAGACAGUUUAGGAAGCAUGAGGCAGAGAACUGUAUCCAGCCCCAUACCCUACCAGUCACCUAACUCUUCCACCUCCAGUCUCAACAGACCACUUUCGCCAGGUCUUAACUUUGGGCCUGUGUUCAACCCAAUGGCAAGCCCCAUGAAGUGUAGUGCCUGUGGGCAGCAGAUCGUUCACUCGUCCCCCUCCCAUUUGCCAAGUACAUCACCCCCAAUGUUCAGUCACUUACAACAGAAACCGAGGCCAAGUCCUGACAAAUUUGUGAAGCCUGCAAUUCCUCCUUCAGAAAAGCCUAAAACCUAAGACUAAAUCUAGUUGCAACUUGAGAGAUUAAUGUCAUGUGUGUCGAAUUGACCUUCACACUCGAUGGAAUGCCGGCUCUACAUCAAAUGUACUGCAGUCAUGGAUGUAACAAUGUCAUAGAAUUUGGCAGUAGUUGACAGGAUCAGGACCUGCUUCUGUUGCAUGCUGCCAAUGUGUACUGCCACUGCAUAUAGCAUACGUGACCCCUUGAUUUAUGCCUUUAGUAUGUCAAAACACAGGUGAUGUUAUAACAUUAAGUAUGUUUCGUGGACAGUGAAAUAUGAAAAGUGGAGAAAACAGUGAUUCAAUUAUUUAUUAGGAAUUGAUUAUUAAUCAAAUAAAUAAUUGUUGAAGAUUGAGAUAUUUAAAAGUUGAAUAUCUCGCUACUAUGAGAAAGUUUGACGAAAUGUCCAGAACAGUUCAAAAUGGAUUUCUAUUACAAGGUGCUUGUAGCUUUUUGACUGUAUCUGUAAUCAGUUAAAAGGUUUGCUCUUAAACCUUGUAGUGCUGUUCAUGUAUGAUAGCUGCCAAUGUAGCUGCCUUGAUAGUUGCCGAUGUUUUCAUGUA